AUGGAUAACUCCCAGAACUUGAGCUACAAAGCUGGCCAAGCCAAGGGCCAAGCUCAGGAAAAAGGUAACCAGAUGAUGGACAGGGCUGCCAAUGCUGCACAAUCUGCCAAGGAAACAAUGCAGGAGGCGGGGCAGCAAAUGCAGGCCAAGGCACAAGAGGCGACUAAUGCAGUUAAAAAUGCCACUGGCUUUAACAAAUAA
Molecule: messenger RNA, 201 nt
Organism: Solanum dulcamara
Lineage: Eukaryota; Viridiplantae; Streptophyta; Magnoliopsida; Solanales; Solanaceae
Product: stress-induced protein KIN2-like
Exons: 3
Coding region: 1-201 (66 amino acids)
Source: RefSeq, a predicted model, not a curated record